Molecule: messenger RNA, 2912 nt
Organism: Benincasa hispida (wax gourd)
Lineage: Eukaryota; Viridiplantae; Streptophyta; Magnoliopsida; Cucurbitales; Cucurbitaceae
Product: structural maintenance of chromosomes flexible hinge domain protein
Source: RefSeq, a predicted model, not a curated record
UUCUUCCCUACCUUUGUCUCUGUCUCUCUAAUUUUCAUCUCAAAGCCAAAGCGAAAGCCAACGGCAUAUUCUUCUUCGUCUUUCUUUCUCUCAAUUUCUUUUCCCUUUCUUCCUAACAUCACAAACCCACAAGUUUUUUUUGCCCAAUUUUCGUUUAAUCGACCUGGGAUUUCGCUAACUGUUUCUUCGAAGAUCUUGCAGGACCUUGGGGCUGAUUUUUCUUCCAAUUUUCUGAGCCCCCUUUUGUUGUUUCUUUAUUUUCUGUUGGGGUUCAAUAGAGUCAGGUUCUUUUGUUCUUUUUCGUUUGAUUUCUUCGUGCAUUAAGCGAUGGUGGUGAAGAUGAUGAAGUGGCGGCCCUGGCCGCCGCUUGUUUCGAGGAAGUAUGAGGUUAGGCUGGUGGUGAAGAGGCUCGAAGGGCUUGAUCCGCCUCGAGAUGGCAAGGGGGUCGAUAAAUUGACGGUCGAGGUCAAAUGGAAGGGUCCGAAAAUGGCUUUGAGCCCAUUGAGGAGAACGGCUGUGAAGAGAAAUUACACGAAGGAGGCCGAUGGGUUGGAUCAGAACGGGGUUACUCAGUGGGAUGAGGAGUUUCAAAGCGUUUGUACUCUCUCUGCUUACAAGGAGAAUGUGUUUCAUCCAUGGGAGAUCGUUUUCUCUGCCUUCAAUGGCUUAAAUCAAGGAUCAAAAAACAAAGUUCAGGUUGUUGGCUCAGCAUCUCUUAAUCUGUCUGAAUAUGUUUCUGUGGCUGAACAAAAAGAGCUUGAAUUGAAGAUACCCCUCAAUCCAUCUACAAAUGCUACCGAGGCCAGCCACGUUCUCUGGAUAUCGUUGAACUUAUUGGAGCUAAGAACUGCUCAAGUUGUAUCACAACCUGUACAAAGAUCAAUAGCACCAGCUCCAUCUCCACCCUGGCCAGGAGAAAAUGUCCCAGCAGAAAAAGAUGAGCUCUCUGCUCUUAAAGCUGGCCUCAGGAAAGUAAAAAUUUUCACGGAGUUUGUGUCAACCCGAAAGGCAAAAAAAGAAGCUUGCCAUGAAGAAGAGGGAAGUGAGGGCAGGUGCUCUGCCAAGAGUGAGGAUGGUGAGUCUUGCUACCCAUUUGACUCUGAUUCCUUUGAUGACAUUGAGGAAGGGGAAACAGAUGAAGGGAAGGAGGAUACUAACAUUAGGAAGUCCUUUAGUUAUGGCACUCUGGCCUAUGCGAAUUAUGCUGGAGGAUCGUAUUACUCUGAUAUGAAGAUCAACGGUGAUGACGAAAAUUUAGUUUACUAUAGUAAUCGAAAAUCAGAUGUGGGCUGCUCGAGCAUGGAGGAUUCAACUGCAUCAGCCUCUGAGCAACCUUUGCCACAGAGUUCAAAGCGUGGUCUGUUGCCGUGGAGGAAGAGAAAACUAAGUUUUAGAUCUCCCAAGGCAAAAGGAGAGCCAUUGUUGAAGAAGGCCUAUGGCGAAGAAGGUGGUGAUGACAUUGAUCAUGAUCGAAGGCAACUCAGCUCUGAUGAAUCUCUUGGAAUUGGGUGGCAAAAAACCGAAGAGGAUUCAAGUGCAAAUGGAUCAUCAGUUUCUGAAUUUGGGGAUGACAAUUUUGCAAUUGGCACUUGGGAGCAAAAAGAAAUUGUAAGUCGUGAUGGACAUAUGAAGCUACAAACACAGGUCUUCUUUGCUUCUAUUGAUCAACGUAGUGAGCGGGCAGCUGGUGAAAGUGCAUGCACUGCUCUUGUAGCUGUUAUUGCCGAUUGGUUUCACAACAGCCAAAAUCUCAUGCCUAUAAAAUCUCAAUUUGAUAGUUUGAUCAGGGAUGGCUCGUUAGAGUGGAGGAAACUCUGUGAAAAUAAUAUAUAUCGGGAAAAAUUUCCUGACAAGCAUUUUGAUUUAGAAACUGUCAUUCAAGCCAAAAUUCGACCCCUUUCGGUGGUUCCAAGGAAGUCUUUUAUUGGGUUUUUCCACCCAGAAGGCAUAAAUGAGGCGAGGUUUGAAUUUUUGCAUGGUGCAAUGUCUUUUGAUAACAUGUGGGAUGAGAUUAGCCGUACUGGGUCAGAAUGUCCGGAUGACAAUGAACCACAAGUUUAUGUUGUCAGUUGGAAUGACCAUUUUUUUAUUCUUAAGGUCGAAUCUGACGCGUACUACAUCAUCGACACUUUAGGGGAGAGGCUUUAUGAAGGAUGCAAUCAGGCCUACAUCUUGAAAUUUGACAACAACACUACAAUCUGUAAAAUGCCCGAGACUAGCCAGUCAGCGGGUGAAAAGACAUCCAAUGAUCAGCCGACUGUUGCAGCAGUAGUUGAGGCCAGCGGAAAGGAAGAGAGUUUGACACUGGCACACAUAACCUCACAGCCUGAAGAACCAAUGAAGGAGAAAGACGAAAUCUUGUGCCGUGGGAAGGAAUCCUGCAAAGAAUACAUCAAGAGCUUCUUGGCUGCUAUCCCAAUUCGGGAACUACAAGCCGAUAUCAAGAAGGGUCUAAUGGCAUCAACCCCGAUUCACCACCGUUUACAGAUUGAAUUACACUACACCCAGAUUUUGCAACCUUCCCCUGACUCUCAGGCGCCAGAAGAUCCAAAAGCCACACCACAAAGUCCCGACACCACACUAGCAGACAUUGCUGCUACAUCUACAUAGGUUUAAUGUAAAUCGUAGGAUGCUUGGUUAAUCUAACUAGUUUUUUAUAUUUCCAAGUGACUGAAAGCUUAACAAAGAGAAGUUUAUAGAGAAGGCUUUCCAGUUGCAUUAGAAGGGGGAAUGGAGAUGCACUAUAGUAUAGUAUGCAGCAGCAGCAGCAUGUUAAGAGGCAACUGUCUGUGUGUUUUUUGCUUGCUUUUUGGUGUCUAAUCUCCCUUUUGAUUUGUCUAAUCAUCUUUCAUGGAUAUGGACCUUACUUUUGGACAUAAAUGAGUAGUCAUUCCUGUGAAUUAUUUCAUCAA